AAUGAAUCAAUAGGAAGCCAUAGAAGUUUACAUGGCAAAACAAGGUAAAGCAGUUUAAUCAUAUUUGAUUACCUUGGUUGACGGAACAGGUUCAAUGAGCAAUGAAUAUGAAUCAGCAAUCAAAGCACAUUAGGAUGUUUUUUCAGAUUUAGGCAAUAAAAAGAUGGAUUAUCAAUGGGAAGAGGAUUUAUAUUCUUUCCUUCCUUUUAGAAGUGCAGGAAGUGGAAAUAUUUCAAAUACAUUUAAUGUUAUCUUUCAAAAAUUAUUGAAUGAAGCCUACCCUAAAAAUAUUACUUUUUUAUUUGUAAGUGAUGGAAGAGAGCAUUUUGAAAUGAAUGAAAUAUCAGCAAAAAUUGAAGAAAUUAAAACAAAAUAUUUAAUUUAAUUCAUGUGUGUUGCUGUAGGUGAUUCUUUUCCUGGUUAGAUUAGCAAUCAAUUAAGAGACAAAAUUCACAAUUAAAAUGAAAGCUGUCCUGCUGUCUUUAAAGUAGAAAGAAAACGUUAAUCUUCUGAUGUCUUGUAUUAGGAAUUUAGUAAAAUUUUUAGAGAAGUUAAGGGUUUAUUAAAUGUUCAAGAGAAACAUUUUGAAGUAAAUUAGCCUGUUUAUUAAACAUUGGUAUAACAAUAACCAACAAAAAAUGUAGCACCAAAUGAACCUUUUUUUAGAAGGGUUGAUGAAAAAGCAGAGCCAUUAGUAAUAGAAGAUGAAGUUGUUAAACCAACAGAUAAACCAAGUGAUAUAUCAAAAUUAAUUACUAAUUCUGUGGAAAAGGAACUCAUCCUCACAGCAAGUGAUCCCAUGCAUAAUUAUAAAGAAGGAUUCAGCAAAAUAUUUGAUUUAGGUUAAAAGAUAUUAGAUUAAGCUAAAUUUGAUAAUGACUAAAACGAGGACAUAAAAAAGAUAGCUUCAUCAUAAAUCUUAUUAGCAGCUAAUAUAGCAGAUGGUAAUCUAGAUUUAAAGAAAAAUGAGAAGGAAAUGACAGAUCUUCAAAAAGAUAUUAGAAACUUUGAUAAGGUAAUUGAGUUUGUUGAAAAAAAUGCUUAGGAAAUUGAUUAAAAAGAUAUAACAGGUGAAAAAGCCAAAAAGAGAAUGUAAGGUUAAUUAAAUAAUGCUAAACUUGGAUGUUUUGUAAGAUCAAAAACAACAAAGAAAGAAUUAGAUUUAAUAGAAUCUAUUUGGACAAUUACAGUAGAAGGUUUGAAUAAUUAUAAAAAAGUUAUUGAAAAUGAUCCAUAAUCUAAUUUAAAUAAAUUAUUAGUUGAGUUUAAAGAUUUAUUAGAUAAAUAAUUAUAGAAAAUAUUUGAAUAGCAAUAAGUUAAUGAAUUACUAGAUAAACAUAUUUAAAUAUUAAAAGAAUUAAAUGAUACCCUUAAAGAUAUACAUUAAUUAAUUCAAAAGAAAGAUAAAGUUAAAGCAAAUGAAGUACUAUAAUUUAUUAAAUUACGUGCAAAACCAAUAUCUGAAAAUAAUAUUAAUUAAACAGGUGCCAUUUUUGAUUAAACUGAUGAAUUUUCUUUUUUACCAAAGUCUAUUUAAACAAUAUUGAGAGAUGAUGAAGAUGAACUAGAAAAAAUUGUUAUUAUAAUAUUUGAUGAUAAUGAUAGUAUGAUUGGUGAAAGUUAAUGUGCUAAAUCCAAUUAUUUAAAAAUAUUUUCUAGAUUGCCUUAAACUUAGAGAAUAGCAAUCUGUUGGAAAAAUGGUUAAUUCUCAUUUUUGGAAAAUAAUGGAUAAUAAUUUGAUACUCUCUUUAAACUAUUAGAAACUCAAUAAGCUGCUUAUGAUCUUAAAAAUAAAUGCAUUCAUUUAUGUCUUGUAAGUGAUGGUAAAACAGAGUAUAAUUAAUUACAUAAAGCAAUUAAAGAGGUUAAAUAGAAAUAGUAUCUAAUUAAAUUAAUUUAUAUUACAGUUGGAAGUUAUCUAAAAAAUUAUUUGGAAGAUGUUAUUUUAUCAAAAUUCAGAAAUAGAGAAGUUAAAGGCAAACCAUUAAUUAAAGUUAUACCAAGAUCAAUAACAAAUAAAUUUGAAACACAAGAAUAAUCUUUAAAAAAAUCAACAACUGUACCAAAACUUGAUGAACAAUUUAUAAAAGUUUAUGAUGAUAUCUUAGACCUCAUUUUGAAAGAAAAGAAUCCAGCAAUAAAAUAAAAUUAGUUUUGAU
Paramecium pentaurelia is the source of this 2159-nucleotide messenger RNA. Lineage: Eukaryota; Ciliophora; Oligohymenophorea; Peniculida; Parameciidae. The record is from the annotation of a GenBank genome assembly.